CAUCGCCACCCCGCCGCCGCCCUCCUCACAAUGGCCGCCACCGCCGCAGCAGAGGACGCCGGCGGCUGCGACAGCGUCUGCUCCACCCCGUUCGUCAGCGCGCCGUCCAGCCCCACGCGGGACCACCCCUUCCCGCCCCACCACGGCGCCUGCUUCUUCAGCGCCCCGGCGAGCCCCACCCGCGGCGGCGGCAGCGACUUCGGCGGCUGCCUCGACUUCGACUUCGACUUCUCGUCCCGAUUCCCCUCGCCCUCCGCCGCGGCAAUGUCGUCCGCCGACGAGCUCUUCCACAACGGUCAGAUCCGCCCCGUCCGCCUCGCCGCCGCGCUGCUCCAGCCCCAGCCUGAUGCCGCGCUUCUCCUUGGCGACACCCUGGCUGCGCAGCGGACGGAGGAGGGCGACGCCGGCGGCCCGGAGGGGGCGGACGAGCGCGGGCGCAUCCGGAGCCGCUCCGUUCGGCGGAAGGCGCGUUCGCUGUCCCCGUUCCGGACCCACUGGAGGACGCCUUCCCCCGCACCACUGCCGGCUCCGGAGUCCGAACCCGCCGACGAGCCGGCGGCGGCGACCCCGGCGGCGUCGCGGUCGUCAUCCUCCUCGUCCACCGCUUCGUCCGCAUCGGCGUCCUCUUCCUCCUCGAGAGGCUCCCGCCGGUGGGGGUUCCUCAAGGACCUUCUCCACCGCAGCAAGUCCGACGGCGGCAAGAACCACCAACUCCCUCACCAUCUUACAGCUCCAGCUCCGCCGACUCAGUCGUCUCCCGCUCCCGCGCCAAAGAGAACCCCAUCGCCGUCACCAUCUCCAGCCGCUUCCAGGGCGAGAGGGACAGCGACAGGCCGCUGCAGGAGGAGAUCGGCGCACGAGCGACUCUACGAGGCGCGGCGGGCGGAGGCGGAGGAGAUGCGCCGGCGGACGUACCUGCCGUACCGGCAGGGCCUUCUCCUCUUCGGCUGCAUCGGCCUCGGCAACCGCGGCUACGGCGCCGUCCACGGUCUCGCGCGAGGGCUCAACGCCGCCACCGUCUCCCCCAGGUCAUGACUCGUGACUAGGUGACCGGCCUACGGCCACUCCGCCGCCGCUGUUCUUGGAGCUCAUCUGGGGCCUUAUCACUGCUACUGUGGAAGUGUUUAGCGGCAGUGUGGUGUCAAGAACUGCAAAAAGUUGCAUAGAAAAUAGCUAGUAGAAGUUGUUCUUUUGCGUUUUAUCUAUAGCCUGUAUGGAUUUUGGGUGAUGUAAACCAGAUUGUUUAUCUAGUGAAAAUUAGUGGAAAAGUUAGCAGUACUACUGCUACUCGCUUGUUCGUAUGAGCUAAGAACAAAAAUGGGUAACUAA
Messenger RNA from Phragmites australis (common reed), 1329 nucleotides. RefSeq lists its product as uncharacterized. The transcript has a single exon. The coding region runs from base 31 to 1035 and encodes 334 amino acids. The record is from RefSeq and is a predicted model, not a curated record. Lineage: Eukaryota; Viridiplantae; Streptophyta; Magnoliopsida; Poales; Poaceae.